Molecule: messenger RNA, 3175 nt
Organism: Haemorhous mexicanus (house finch)
Lineage: Eukaryota; Metazoa; Chordata; Aves; Passeriformes; Fringillidae
Gene: GTF2E1
Product: general transcription factor IIE subunit 1
Exons: 5
Coding region: 525-1853 (442 amino acids)
Biological process (GO): transcription initiation at RNA polymerase II promoter; transcription open complex formation at RNA polymerase II promoter
Cellular component (GO): transcription factor TFIIE complex
Source: RefSeq, a predicted model, not a curated record
GCGGAGGCCCCCGGCCCGGCGCUUGGGUGCCGCAGAGCGGCCCGCGGGGCCCGUGCUCCCCGCACGUUGUGCCCGUCUGGCGUCUGGGCCCCUUCCUCGCCUUGGCUCCUUCCCACCGAUUGCUGCUCCUCCUGCGGUGUUUGUUGAGGCUUCUUUGUUUUAUUUUAUUUUUUUUUUCUUUUAAGAGGUUCUACUGACCUCCUCUUGCCCUACAGAAUCCUACACAGUUCGAUGUUUAAACCUCAACACAUAAAAUGGGUAGAGAAUGGGAAGCCGUGCAGGCGGCACAGGGACUCUCCCCUCUGGCUGGCGUUAAAGCUCACUGUGCUGCUGUGGUCCGGGAGGUCUGUGCCCUUCGUGAUUUCCAGGGAGAUGCAGGGUUAUGGCCAUCUGAGGGGGAGCUGACUGGUAAAGCCAGCUCAUUCCUGUUUGCCAGGUUUGAGCCAACCAGCCACAGCCAGCUGUGUAACCAUUCAGUGUUCCAGGUCAGCCAGUAUACAUGAAGCUCACGAUCUGGACCUGCUAUGACUGACCCAGACGUCCUCACUGAGGUCCCAGCAGCUCUCAAGCGCCUUGCCAAAUAUGUGGUGCGUGGCUUUUAUGGCAUCGAGCAUGCUUUGGCUCUGGACAUCCUCAUCAGGAACCCCUGUGUGAAGGAGGAGGACAUGCUGGAGCUCCUCAAGUUUGACAGGAAGCAGCUGAGGGCUGUCCUCAACACCCUCAAGGGUGACAAGUUCAUCAAAUGCAGGAUGAGGGUCGAGACAGCUCCCGACGGCAAGACCACGCGCCAUAACUAUUACUUCAUCAACUACCGCCUGCUUGUCAACGUGGUCAAGUACAAGCUGGACCACAUGCGCCGCAGGAUUGAGACCGACGAGAGAGACUCCACCAACCGCGCCUCUUUUAAAUGCCCCAUCUGCUUCAGCACUUUCACAGAUCUGGAGGCCAACCAGCUGUUUGACCCCAGGACAGGAACUUUCCGCUGUACCUUCUGUGAGACUGAAGUGGAAGAAGAUGAGUCGGCCAUGCCCAAAAAGGAUGCAAGGACACUGGUUGCGAGAUUCAACGAGCAGAUUGAGCCCAUCUACGCACUGCUUCGUGAGACGGAAGACGUUAACUUAGCCUAUGAAAUCCUGGAGCCAGAACCCACAGAGAUUCCUGCCCUGAAGCAGAGCAAGGAGCGUGCGGCUGGUGCUGGUUCAGGGGCAGCAGCCGGCCUUGCAGGGGGACACCAUCGGGAAGCAUGGACUACCAAGGGACCAUCAUACGAGGACUUGUAUACCCAGAAUGUCGUCAUCAGCAUGGAGGACCAGGAGGAUCUGAACCGGUCUGCAAGCGAAGGAAAGCCAGCCAGAGAGAGACCCAUUUGGCUGCGGGAGAGCACGGUGCAGGGGGCUUAUGACCCUGAUGAAAUCAAAGAUGGAGGCCGGGAUCUGGAUGCGUUCCAGGAGCGUGAGGAGAGCCGGGCAGCCCUGGAUGACAAUGAGGAGGUGAUGCGUGCCCUGCUCAUCCACGAGAAGAAGACACCUUCCGCUUCCACCGUCACCGUCAGCGGUGCCGCUCCUCUCUCCGGCGGCAACGCGAGUGACUCCGAGAGCGAGACGAGCGAGUCGGAGGAGGAGUCCCCUCCCCGCCCUGCCGCCACGGCCACCGCAACAUACGGGCUGGAGGAGGAGGAGGAGGACGAAGAGUUUGAGGUGGUGGCAGAAGACCCCACUGUCACAGUGGCUGGGCGCCCGCAUUCUUACAGCCAAGUGAGCCAGCGUCCCGAGCUGGUGGCCCAGAUGACGCCGGAGGAAAAAGAGGUUUACAUAGCCAUGGGGCAGCGCAUGUUCGAGGACAUGUUCGAUUAACUGUCCCUGCCGGGGCAUUUUUUAAAAGGUGACUUUUUAAGGCAGAAACUCUUUAGCAGAACAGAAGACUGGAGCGCAUCUUCCCUCCCCUGUGCACAGGCAGGGUCACUGCAGCUCAGCACUGCUAAUCUCAGGCAUCCUGCUCGCCAGAGCGGGGGAGCAGCAGAGCUGCAUGUGCCAAAACACAUAGGGGAGGACGAGUCUCAGAAGUGAGGAUGCUUGCACGGUAAAAAUCUGCUUCAGGGUGCCCUGCACAGGCACUGCUUUAACCUUCUCCAAGGCCCUAGCAGCUCUUUCUCCCGAUGGCUUUAAGUUGAUUUUUGUUGCAGAUCCCAGUGAAGUCCUCAUCCCUGCUCUCAGGGGACAUAAAAACUCCAUAGUCUGAGCAGGGCACUCUGCAGAGGAGGGCAUAUGUAACAUACAGCUGCCUGUGCUCAGCGAGAGGAGAGAGGGAAGUGUUUGUCUGCUGAUGGCAGGCUUGGACAGGGCUUGUAGCUGACUCUCUGCCAGCAGCCACUGGCUACCAGAGUGGCUCUUUCUAAGCAGGCCUGUAGGCAGCAACCUUUUCUUGCUCCCAUUCGCUACCUACUGGGACUCAGCAUCUCAAGGUCAGGUGUAACUUGAAACAGGCAGAGCGAAAGCCUUGGCAAGCACAUGCAGUCAGUCACUUCUUGCCAGUGUAACAAAUGCCCUCCACGGAUCUGAGCUGCCAGUGCUCUGACUUGCCAGGAGAAACCUUCAUUUUCCAAUAUUGCUGCCUGUUGUUUCUGCCUAGCCCUGUCCAUGAAGACAUGCAGACAGUUCACAGUGGGCAGAGCUGCUGUCAGGCAGUGCCAGAGAAGUAGCAUAACUAAGUUUUAUUUGCAGUCUCACCAGGGAUAUAUGAUUUUAAAAGGAAUUAUACAAUUUUGAAUUCUGCUUGGCACACUCUUUUACCACAGAAAGACAUUUAUCAGUGCCUAUAGAGCAAUAUAAUGUUUUUAAUGUUUUUCUCUUUCAAUUGAAAAUGUUGCUUUUUUAAAAUUGUUGUGUUUUCCUACACAGUACUACAAUAAAACAAAAUUAUAAAAGAUUUCUGUGUUCCAGAGAGUAGGGGCAGCAUUAUGUGCUGUUCCACUUAUAUGGGCGGUACAAAUUUGCUGCUCACUGAGACUGUAAAUCUGUUUUAUACUAACUAUGGUUUCUAUGUUCUGCUAACCUUGUAAUGCCUCCUUUGUGGUUUGAUUUUCAGCUUCUCAAUACUCUGAAUCCCCUCUUUUUUAAAUAGUGUUUUGAAUUUUCUUUUAAGUCAUUUUAAAGAGGAAUAAAUAAACAGAAACUUC